Messenger RNA from Gallus gallus (chicken), 14188 nucleotides. RefSeq names its product mannosidase beta (gene MANBA). Gene Ontology annotation, biological process: glycoprotein catabolic process; carbohydrate metabolic process. The transcript has 21 exons. Bases 5714 to 8149 code for a protein of 811 amino acids. The record is from RefSeq and is a predicted model, not a curated record. NCBI's taxonomy places the organism in Eukaryota, Metazoa, Chordata, Aves, Galliformes, Phasianidae. Gene Ontology annotation, molecular function: beta-mannosidase activity.
AAAGUCAGAAUAACCUGCAUUAUAGCUGGAAUAAACUUUAAAUUACUGUUCCUUUUUUGAUUUUCUUAUCCGGCUGCUCCCCUAUCAGACCUCAUCUUUUUUAUUUUUUUGUUUACCUCCUUCCAUUCAUGCACAUGCUCAUCUGAGAAGACUUUAGUUCUUCCAGCUUUGGACAAUAACUGCUUUUAGAAUCUGUAAAGUAGUUACACAAGAACAAUUGCCCAAGAUUCAGAAUUUUUUUUUAAUGGAGCAUGUGUAUUAUGUGGCCAAUGUCUUCAUUCUAACUUGGUUAUGAGAUUAAAAAAAUACAUUCCUCAUUGCUCUAACAGAUACUGAAGAUGCCACCUGAAAGGGGUGAGAGGAGAUGGAUGUUCAGUUUUCUCCCAUCAAAGAAGUAACAUUGCUGUAGCAACAUCCAUCUUGUUACAAACCUUCUAGUGUUAGAGAACUGAGGUUUUAUUAUAUACAUUUGCUCAUAACUGAUAUGUCUGGAGAAUUGGUACUGAAUCUAUAGCAUCAGCAGAACAGAAAAUGUGAUGUAUCUUAUGCAUGUCAAUAAAGGAAUGACCAGUUCUUGUUUUACAGAGAAUGGAAAUUGGAAGUCAAACAUCCCUUGUAUUCCAAAAUAGGGUCUAAGAACAUUUUUGUAAUUCAUUUAAAUUUUGUUAGGAGGCUUGGAGCUAUUAGUUAAUCUGUCUUCCAAAACACUGUUUAAUAUAGCACUGAAUAAAUGAUGCAAGUUGUAAAUGGAUGAGUGAUCAACUAAUAGCUCUACUAGUAAUUGAUUUAUUUUCUUCAAUAAAGUUGCAUAAACCAAUGAGUUAGCUGCCUGGAUUAAUCAAUAUGGGAAACAAAAUCUUUUGUAAAAGCAAAGCUGGUUUUUGUAUAUACUGUUGGGAUUUGCCUCAUUGUUUAACAUCAAAUAAUGAUGUGAAGUUCAAUAGAGUGAAUCUUUUGCCAUUUUCAGUUAUAAUGCUCAGUCUUUUGCAGGUUGACACAUUGUUCGGCCUGGUGUAUGCAGAAUUAAUAAGCUAACAUAGUAGUGUAGCCUUAGUAGUGUGCUACACGUGGUGCUGGGAGCCCAGCGUUCAAGGAUGGACUUGGGACCCAGCAGAUCUGAAGUGGUGUAUUGUGGAGAUGCUUCCUGAUGCACCUGUGUUUGCUGACUGAGAACCUUUUUCUUCACCUUGUACGCUUGACAGCUGAAAGAUCUUAAUAUGGGAGUAAUCAUGAGGCAAAAAUAUAAAAUAAAGUACUGUUUUGAUGUGGGAAUUGUCAUGAGGCUGUGUUGAAGUGAAUUUACUAUGUGGGAUGUUCGUUACCAUUGAAAAGGACUUGUUCAGCCAUGCUGCCAUUUACAUUAAUGACUAUUUUAAUGCAACAGACACUUUCCUCAUGUCAGGUGACUAAACGUGAAUAAAGACUCAUUGCUAUUGGAUUUUUGUUCUACAAGAAGCAUUGUCUUGUGCCAUUAGUUUAUCUCUGCAGCAACAAAGGCAUUAUUAAGCAUCCGGCUCUCCUGCCCUCUUCCUUCAUAUAUUUCCUUGUUUGAUUUUUGUUGGUUUUUUGUCUUCAUUCUUAACAUCCAUAGCUUCAUUUUCUCUAGUCUUGUACUAUCAACUUAUUGUGCAUCUGUGACUUCGCACGGCACCACUUUUGCACAGCUUAUAGUUAUGUACAUUCUGAUUCCUUGUCCCCACAUGGAUGUGGAAAGCUAGAUGUAAAAUAAAUGUCAAACCUUAAUUUUUAUAUAAAAAAAAGAAUAUGUAGUUUGGACAUGAUUUGUUCUGGUUUUAAAAUAUGAAAGUGAACUUUUUUUUUUGAAGUUGGCUUGAAAUUAAGAAAGCCAGGCUGUCUUUAACAGUGCAUGGCCCACUGAAAUGGCGUGUUUACAGGUUUGUUCAUGAAGUUGCAGUUUUGUGUAGUUUCUCUGCCUUGCUAACCAAAGGUUUUUACUUGUGCCAGUUCUCUGGAAUUGAAUAUACUUGAAAUGCAGCUGCCAAAUAGCAUUGCAAUCGAGGUAAAAGCAUGUGUCUGUAAUCUGGGAAAUAUGAUGCUCUUACCUUUGUGGUAAUGGUGUUAAUAUAAUGCUUAUUACUUUGUCGUGGAGCCAUAGCCACUGUAAUUAUGAUUGUGAUCAACCAGAAAGACGUGAUAUGUAAGGCACCAAACUUUGUAAAACUCGAGGUGUGGAUGAGGGAGGGUCGGGAAGGAAGAUAGUAAAAUGUUGCAUGGGAGAUGGAAGUCUUGCCUGGACUGCUAUGUAUUUCUCAUGUACUUCCUGUUGGUAGGUGCUUUGUGAUCACUUUCAGUACUUUCAGUAAGUGGAAAGCGUAUAUUUUGAUGAGAGUGGUGAAAUGUAGGUGUUAUACAUGUGUGCCAGAGAUCAUGCUGUUGCAUUUAUGAGAUGAGAAAUAGUAAGUGUUCUGUCCUCAGAGCAGUCUUGGGUAGUGUGCAGGCUUCCCCUGAAGGUGUACUGGGGCUCAGUCUUAAAGGCAGGGGGUGUUGAGGAAAGAAGGAAAUCAAAGUUUAAGAACUUCUGCCAAAACAAAAAUGUUAAUUAGUGAUUACCUCAAUAAGUAAGUCUAUCUAGCACAAGUACAGAAGGUUGCAGCUGCAGUGAAACAUAUGGAGGAACAAAAAGUAUGAUUUGAACUUGAGAAAACUGGGGUUUGGGGAAGCACUGAAGUUGAGUUGUCCUGCCCAGCUCUAUUAAAAAGCCUUAGUUUAGGAUGACAAAUACAGUAAUAGCUUUCAGCUCAGUAGUCAACUCCAUCCUAAGAGUACUGAAUUGAACAAUUUUGUAAAUGGCUUUUAUUUGAGGGUUUGUAGAAAACAAAGAUGGUGUAAGCAAAGUAUUUCUGAAACAAAAGUGUUUUUAAGCAGACCACAGGAGUACAGUCUGAUUACUGUGGACGGGAGGGAUGGAACUGCAGUCUGGCAAUUGAUUAAAAGAACUGGUUAACUUAGGUCUGUAAACUUUACCAGUCCUGUUAGAUUGGAUAACCCCUUAGACAAAAAAGAAUUAGCAUUUAUUAAAAGGACUUGAUCGCUUAAACAUUUGCAGACAGAAAUGUGCUAAAUAACUUUUUAGUCUUUUCUGCAACCCCUAUCAAUUGUUCUUACAGUUUUAGUUCAUCAAAUACUUCACUAUUAUAAGAACAUCUCUAAUCUGCAUCAUAAUCUGAAGCAGAUCCAGUAGGCUCAUCAGUUUUGGACUGAAAAUUUAUUCUGAAUUGCUAUCAACAAGUCUUUAAUAGCACUUAAGAUGUGGUAAAGUUGGAAUUCAGUUGAAGAUCACUUGCUGUGUUUAUAGAUUAAAAAACAAGCUUUGUAGCUUUAAUCUGUGUAGACUACACUAAGACAACUGUUAUCUUUAAUGAGUUGUGUGAAACAAAUUGGCAUAGGAACAGGGGAAUGAGGGACAUAAUGCAUGAUCAAUAGACGUUUCUUAAGGUAGAAAGGUUACUUCAUUGGAACGUGGGCCAUGCUGCAAUCCCCUGAAUGGAAUCCUCCCCAGCCCUCUCAAAAAAAAGCCCACUUGCUGUUCGCUGCAAUUCUUUGUGUUGCUGAAAGGAUGCUAUUUUACCACAGUGCCUUCAACAUAAAAUAGCAUAAAUUGGAGAAAUGUUGUAUUUUGACCUCGAUAGGCAAUUUAUGUUUGAAACGUCAUUGGAAUUAAGGCUAAAGUAUUUAUAAAGCAUGGGGCUUACACUGUGGGAGCAGUGCAGGAGCAAUGCAGAGAAAGCAGGGUAAAGCAGGAAGCAAAACUACAAAUGUAAUGGGAAGGUAUUAAAGGUGAAGAUGUGCUGGGUGUGUCAUUGUGAAGUGCAAAUGUAUUGUCAAAUAAUUUCUGUAGUGUAAAGUCAAGUGGAAGCAACCUGCGCUAAGAUAGCUCAUCAGUUGUAAUUUUAAGUGUCCAAUUUAGCCUGUUGAAGACUAUAACUUCAAACGUCACUUUAGGAAGAAUUAACUCAGGCUGUAGAUAAUAGAGCUUUUGCAGGUGCGUAUGGAAUAUUUAAUAAGCAAGUGUCUUUAAAGCAACCCAGAUCUUCUUGCCAUUUAAGCAAGGAACUGUAAGAUGCAGCUAUGUGUGCUGCAUGUGGCAUGAAUUUAUAACCCCUUCCUCACUGACUAACUUGUGAAGGUAAAUAGUAAAGAUGUGUCGUAGCUUUGGCGUUUAGUACAAAGCUGUCAUUUCUUUGGGGAAGGGUGCUCUUGCUGAAAUAACAUCUACAGAAUCUCCACCAUGUUGUUAAUCCUCUGAUAAUGCAGUAAGAUUAACCAACUAAUUUAUAGAUAGGUUAGAAAUGUAAGAAUCUGGUAAGUGUAAGCUUUAUUUUUUUUUUCCUCUAUUACAAGGAUAGGAAUGCUUUUAUUGGAAUAAGGGGUCCAGAUCUGUUUGUCAGGUCUCUUAGUUUUUGUACUCAGAAGAGCACCGAGGAAAGUAUCACUGUUAGCUGCUGCAGAAGGUCUCAGUUGACAACUUUAGUGGACAACAAGACAACUUCCAGGACGUGGUACUGAUAGAAUGCUACUUUGAUGCAAUGGGUGAGUUCUGGGUGGAGAGUUGAGUAUUUAAAACUGAACGUUAUUAAAAUCUUGAUAUCUUAAGUCUUGCUUCUCUUCAGCAUCUGUCUGGUCUAAUUGACAUGUGCCUUGAAAAUUUUCAGGUACAAAUCUUGUUCAGCUUUUUGCACCUCUGUUCUUGCACCUUGCCUUUCCACUUCUUUCCUUACUUUGUAGCCCAUGCGGAUUUCAUCCCUGAGUUUCAGGAGACAUCUUUCAGAACACGAAGUGCUCGCUCCUGAGGGAUUGUUGUUUGGUUUUAAAGGCCAGAGGACAAACCACAUACAAAUGUUCAGUUGAAAACAAGAUGCCAAGUGAAAUAUAGGACAUUUAGAGAAGUCUUUAUUGGUUCAGUUGUACUGUGAUCUGAAUAGAAAAUCUUAACACGUAAGCUUAUAGAAUCAGACUACCUGUAUUACAUAUAUUUUUAUAUAUUAAGCCAUUGUGUGAUUCUUAUUCCAUUGUGCACAGUAGAAAUAAACACAAGGCCCCUGAAAGAUACAGGGUGAGUGUAGCUUUCUGGAUGAUUCUUCUGCACUACUAUGGGUUUUUUUCAAUGUAGUAGUAAAUAUUGUAUUCACUUUAAGGGUUAUAAAUUCUUCAGGAUACAGUUACUUCAGUACAGAUGUAGGUGCUUAGCUUUGCAUAAGUAUAGGGUUUCCAUACACUCAGGAAAGUGAAGUUUUGCAUUUGUAGGUGCCAGUUUUAUAAAAAGCAGGAUGAAGUUCUCCAUGGUCUAUCUGCAAAGUGUUGAACAUGUAAGCCAGUGUGUUUACUUAAAUACACACAGUUACUAGUAGUUUAAGCCUCCUUUGACUUCAGUUUCUGUAACAUAAAAAUACUUUCAUUUUUGGGCUAAUAGUUUGCUUGAGAAUGAGCUCUAAGCUCAGCAGUGAGCUGAUGGGACAAAUGCAGAUACAGAACCUAGCCAGUAUAAGAGGUAGAACUUGAGUCAGUUGAGCCUGACCGCUUUCUAUUGCCAGCUAUAUUAACUGCUCUUAUUAAUGUUUUUUACAGUUUGAGUUGUAUUUCAAGAGGAUGUCCCUAAGUCUCGUUUGCAUAGUGAUUUAUGUUUCCUGAGAAACCAUUCCAAAUUCACUGAAAUCUGCACUUCGAGGAUCCAUACAAUAGAUUUAAUGAUGUGAUGUACAGGUGGAUCUCACUGGAUAACUGGACUUACAGCAGGACAUUCAAAACUCCUUUUGAUGUCAGAAAGUGGCAGAAAGUGAAUUUGGUUUUUGAGGGAGUAGAUACAGUAGCGCACAUCCUGCUCAACAAUGUCACUCUUGGGAGAACAAACAACAUGUUCAACAGAUAUAGCUUUGAUAUUACCAGCAUGAUCAAGGAGGUCAAUUUUAUUCAAGUCCGUUUCAUGUCGGCCAUUUCAUAUGCUGCAGAGCAGAGCAGAUGUCACAAAGCAUACAGCGUCCCCCCGGCAUGCCCUCCACCUGUGCAGAAAGGCGAGUGCCAUGCUAAUUUCAUCAGAAAGGAGCAGUGUUCAUUUAGUUGGGACUGGGGCCCUUCUUUUCCCACUCAAGGAAUCUGGAAAGAUGUGAGGAUUGAGGCCUAUAACCUUUAUCAUUUGAUUUACUUUUCUUUAACUCCUUUCUUUGUGAGGAGAGCUCAGCAGUGGAGUCUUGAAAUUGAGUCCAUCUUUAAUGUAGUUGGCUCUAAGCCAAUUGCAGGUCUUGCAACUGUGAACAUUCCCAAACUGCAAACACAGCAAACAUACAGUGUGAAGCUGCAACCUGGUGAAGGCAGUAUUGUGCUGCUUGUAAACAUCAGCAAGAACUCUACAGUAGAAGCUUGGUGGCCAAAUGGGCAUGGAAAACAAAUUGGAUACAAUGUGACAACAACUUUCAUCAUGGAAGGAGGAUACCAGAUUGAGAAAAUUUCAAAGGCCUAUUUUCGGACAGUAGAACUUGUUCAGGAGCCUAUUCCUGGAUCUCCGGGUCUGAGUUUCUACUUUAAAAUCAAUGGCCAACCCAUUUUCAUGAAGGGCUCAAACUGGAUUCCAGCAGAUUCUUUCCAGGAUAGAGUGACCUAUGACACAUUAUGGCUACUCUUGAAGUCUGCAGCAGAUGCUAACAUGAAUGCACUUAGGAUAUGGGGAGGAGGAAUAUAUGAGCAGGAUGAUUUCUACGAUAUUUGUGAUGAACUGGGAAUAAUGAUUUGGCAGGAUUUUAUGUUUGCAUGUGCACUGUAUCCAACAGACCCGGAUUACUUGGAAUCAGUAAGAGCAGAAGUUUCUCAUCAGGUAAGGCGGUUAAAAUCCCAUCCAUCAGUUGUUCUGUGGAGUGGUAACAAUGAAAAUGAAGCAGCAAUUGCAAGUAACUGGUUCUCCAUACCACAUGCUGACAGAGAAGUCUAUAUCAAAGAUUACGUGAUGCUUUAUGUGAAGAACAUCAGAGAAAUAGUUCUUGCUGAAGAUAAAAGUCGUCCUUUUGUUGUAUCCAGUCCUACCAAUGGUUUGGAGUCAAUUAAAGAGGGCUGGCUCUCUGAGAAUCCAUAUGACACACAUUAUGGUGACACUCACUUUUAUGACUACAGCAGUGAUUGCUGGAAUUGGGCAAUGUAUCCUAGAACUCGUUUUGCUUCAGAAUAUGGAUUUCAAUCCUGGCCAUCUUUCAGUACGCUGAAAAAGGUUUCCUCCGCUGAGGACUGGUCAUACACAAGCAAUUUCUCUCUCCAUCGACAGCACCAUGAAAAUGGCAAUGACCAGAUGCUUCAACAGAUUGCAUAUCAUUUCAAGCUUCCCCAGACCACAGAUCCCAUAAAAAAGUUCAAAGAUAUGAUUUACCUCACUCAGGUGAUGCAGGCUCAAUGCGUAAAAACAGAAACCGAAUUCUAUCGUUCUAGUCGAAGUGAAAUAAUCAGGGGAGAAGGACACACAAUGGGUGCUCUGUAUUGGCAACUCAAUGACAUCUGGCAGGCACCUUCGUGGUCUUCCUUGGAGUAUGGUGGAAAGUGGAAACUGCUCCAUUAUUUUGCCCAAAACUUCUUUGCCCCACUGCUGCCUGUGGCCUAUGAAGAUAAUGGUGUGUUGUACAUUUAUGGUGUCUCAGAUUUUCAUACAGACCACAAGCUGACUUUGAAGGUCAUUGUGAACUCCUGGAGUUCUCUGGAGCCAGUAUGCACUCUUGUCAAAGAUGGUGUGACUGUUAAAGCACAAAGUUCUUUUUCCAUCUACAAGGAGUCCAUAAAUGCCUUGCUGGAAAGAUGCAGAAAUUGUACCAGGAAAAGCUGUGUUGUUUCUUUUUACCUUGUGGGUGAAGAUGGACUCCAGAGUCCCAUGAAUCAUCAUUUCCUUUCAUCCCUGAAGGAUGCUGUAGGAUUGGAAAAGACGCAACUUAGUGCCACUGUAUCCCAACAAGAUGAUGUUUAUCUGUUUGAUCUUCAGACUACUGCUAUUGCUCCUUUUGUUACGCUGGAUGUAGGGAGUAUAAAGGGCAGGUUUAGUGAUAAUGGUUUCCUCAUGAUGGAAAAGAAGAAAGUGGUUAUUUUUUAUCCUUGGGAGCCUACCAGUGUUGAAGAACUAGAAAAGUCAUUUACCUUGACAUCUUUGAUGGACGUUACCUGAUGAUUUUGUUCCAGACGACAAGACGGGGAGAGGAAAAGCUUGGAAGAAUUUGACUGUAGUUGAGGUGACCUACGAGAUGAAAUGACUGAAUGUUUUGUUCUGUCAUGUGUGAAUUUUAACUGCUGGUUCAAUGUAAAGAUACCAACACCACAGCUUGCUUAUAAUAUAUGUGAUGCAUUGAAAGUAAGGCUUUCUCAGGUAAUUGGAGAAUUACAUCCCACACAAAAUGAGAGGGGUUAGUCAGUAUAUGAGUCUUCCAAUUCACAUAAAAGAAAUUACUGGGUUGUAGUUCUCUCCUAAGUCAAAGACAAUACAAAUAUGUGCCUCUAGACUGUGUUUGUAAAAAUAUAUAUUUUUUCCACUUUCACAAUACUAUAAGUGAAAAAUCAUCCUAGAACUACCAGAAGGUAAGGAGGAAGGGCAGGGAAUGAAGCUGAGACCACCUCCAUAGGCCCACCAAAAGAGUUGAACAGUGCAUUUUUCUCACCAGGCUCCCUCUUAGAGUGGUUUGUUUCAUCUACAGUAGUCCUUGCCCCAUUGGAUCUAUGGGUGUCACUCUGGUCCUGCCUGCCUCCUGCAAGGAAGGCUUCUUAGUAAGCCUGAAAUCUAUCAGACAUCAGCAGGUCUGUUCUUGAAUCCCAAAGUAGAAUGAUAUACAAGAAUUGUUUUCUUGUCUCUUCUCACUGGCCAGCUCAGUGCCCUGGAAGUAGUCCAGGCUGUGGCUGGCUGUACUGUGAGCAUAGAAGAAGCAGUUGUCAGCUCCAGCCACCCCAGAGGGCUCUGGCAUCUUGCUGUAAAGGAACAGGAGCAUGAGAAAGCAGCUGGCCAGCACCAAAUGUAUGAUGGUGUUCACUGGCAGCAUCCUUGCUCCAAGCAUGCCACCCUCAUGGUGCAACCUUGAGAGGCGUCCUUGAGGGCAGAUCCUGCUGUACAGAUUAUUGCCAUGCAGGAGAGGUCAUGGAGCUCUCUGUCUGCUCACCAUUUAUGGGGUAAGAUUGUCUCAGAGUCAUAUUUUGUUUUUAGGUGUAUGCUCCACUGGCUCUCGGUUGUUGAACCAGGUGUUUGCUAUCAAUUCUUUUACCCCCUCCUAGUCUUAGACAGAUUUGUGGUCAUUAAUCUGGUUGCUUGUGCAGGGCCUUAUUUGUGAGGCCAGGCUGAGGAAGAAAGUUGGGAGAAAGAAAGAAGGGGAAAGCACACCAUCGCAUGAGGCUGCUGCUCUUUGCGUGCCACUGCCUCAUUUAAGUCCCUCUGCAUGCUCCUCGUGGCAGUGGCAACAGGGGGCCUGGAGGUGUUCAAGAAGCACGUAGAUGUGGUGCAUAGGGACAUGGUUUUAGUGAGCAUGGUGGUCACAGGUUGAUGGAUUUCUAAGAUCCAACCAACCUUAAUUAUUAUAUGGUUCCUAGACAACUGCAGCCCCAAACUCAUUUUGGGGCUCAUGUGGAUUCCUGCUUAGUGUGGCAUGGUACGAGAUGUGGCUGUCUGUGAGAAAAGGAACGAGAGAAAAGUUGGCAAAGGUGCAAAGAGAAAGGAAGCAAUAGAGAAAGUAAAUGGUUAUUGAGAGGACCACAAAGUUAGAAUUUUCUCCUUUUUCUCUGCUAAAUGCAUAGUGCAGGGACUGAUGUUCUCACUUGUGCAUUGCUGCUACCUCUUGGCACUCCUUGUGAGUGGCCUGUGUCCCACUCUGGGCCUCCUCUCCUUUCAAAGGAAUUGGCUUAGCUUUGUUUAUCUAGCAAAUUGUGUCAUAAUUCUGCUUUGUGUGUGUUUGUUGUUAACCUCUUGUGUGUAUGUUAUCCCCAAAAUAUUAUGUGGACAUCAUCAAAGGAAAUCCUGAACAUCUUCAAUUUGUUUCUUUGUGUAUACCUUUCCUGUUGAAGACACUGCUUACUCAUGAUUAGAUCUGGGGGUCCGUUAUGUUCGUUAGUCCAUACAGAGUGAUUGUGCAUCACCUUUUACUCUGUUUCUGAAUAAGUUGUUCUUAAAAUGUUUAGGCUUCCCAUGGAAAUGUCUCACGUAGGCAUUUAAAAACAGAAAAUAAAUGUGCUUCAGUGCAGGGGCUACAGUGGUCUGUGGAGAUGAUAGCCAGAGGGUUUGGUUAUCUGGAAGUCCAGGUCACCAAGCUGUGCUGCAGGCAGGUUGCUAAACAUCAGGCUCUUCUUUCAGAUGUGAUUUGAAAUGCAGCUGAGGUCUUGCUGGGGUUCCAUGGGGAACCCGUCACAGUGCAACCACAGUAUGCAUUUUCCUGCAUUUUUCUACUUUACAGUAGAAAAUGUCUGAACAAGCUGUGCUGGUGACAUCCACCUCUGAAGUGAUAGCACCAUGUAGAUGAUAUUUGCUGGGGUGUGGAGUGCACACAGGGAGAAUGGUUGUGUGUCCCAUUGGUCGGUUAGAAAAAUUGAAGCAAAGGGUUGCUUUGCUGUAGUGGCUGCAGUUUUAAUGGGCAAUAGAUAAACAUCUUGGCAGGUGCUUGGUGAUCUGCAGCUGUUUUUGGAAUGGGUCAUUAAGCAAAACAGAAAUAGUCCUGAGGAAGAGGAAAAACUUGAACGUGAAAGAGAAAUGAUGAAUGGUAUUUCCUUACAGCUGCUUUACUAGGUCAUCAAAACAGCUAACUGAGUUUUGGAGGUCUUUUCUGAUUCGAGAGUUGUUAAAAGAAGAUGUGAAAUACAUAAAAUAUGUUUAUGUGCCAGUAUUUAUAGAUUAUGUUAAGUAAAUAGGGAAAAUGAUAGCCACGAAUAAAACCUUACAGAAAAUGCAUGCAUUGAUAACCUCAUGUAAAUGGUACAUGAGAGGCACCCUGGGCCAAGAAUAGAAGAAAAAUUCUUUAGAUUUUUCAGUGGCAUGGAAUCCUAACAGCAAUAGAGCCCUAUAUAAGGUAAGGAUGGAAAAAUGUAACCACUGUGCAGAAAAUAUGGGAUAAAUAUUAUUAAUAAAUACUACUGCAGCAUAUUAGGAAAAGAAUAGGUUAGUCAAUAUCUUCCCAUUUUGCUUUGAUGUAGAAAUGUCUCUUCGAGGAACAUCUAGCUAGAAUUUCAAAAUGGUGCUUAAUAGCAUUCGAUAAAUAAAACAGACAGAAUUACUUGCUUCAAAGAAUAUUGAGAGGGCUAUCUUAAGACCAAUGAUAUUUGUUCUAAGUGCCUCUUGGAAUAUAAAUGCAAUUUCAGAGUCAUAGAAGAGAGCUUUUGGAUUUCUAGAAGCUAUAAACAAUGAACCUGGACAGCUGUGAACUUGUUUGGCCUGCCAUGAAUUUCAAGCAACAUCAUGAAAGUUAUGAUGUGGUUCAUCAAUAAUGGAAAUGGCUGUGCAACCGGUGCCCAUCUGCAAUGCUAUACAGAAAAGUGCUCUUCUAUAAUGUUUUUUCUUGCUGUUAUGUUUUGCAGUUACCAGAUUUCUGAAGGCCAGAAGCACCCUAAUUCUGUGUCUGUUCUUUCUCCCUGGAAAGCUGGUACUGAGCACUGUGUACUGCUAUAGAAGAUUUACGAUUGCUUAACCCCAAAUACUUGGUCUCAAAGCUGAAUUUAAUGGAGGAGGUUCCCUUCCAUUAUAAUCUUAAUAUCCUUAAUAUGUUCUUUUGGUUUAGUGGUGUUUCAGCAGGUUUGUAUUUAUAGGUGCUAUUUUCCUUGCUCCCCACUGCAGCAGUGACUGUAUAUCUACCUUGGUUGACUAUUAUCCCUUGGUGCUUUUGCUGUGAUAUACUUAAUUACAUCGUUCUGCUUUUGUCUCAGAUCAGGGCAAGGACAAAUACACAACAGUGAAGAAAUCUUUGGAGUAUCCAUCCUAUCUGCACAUCAUCCAUAGCCAUCUGAGUGCUGUUGCAGCGGCUCAACUGCACUUGUAUUGCCGGGUGUAUCUGAUGGGUUGAGGAUCGGCAGUGGUUGGAUUAGGAAAAGCAAUUGUUGUAGGAAUCUUUUGAAUCCUGCAAAAGUUUGGAUGAAACCUGUGGCAGUCACUGCAAGACCGCUCUGCUUUAAGAGAAUUGUGUGCUCCAGAAGAGCUGGAAGCUGUAAGUAUUGGCAUGUUGCGUCUCGAGCUUAUGAAUACUCACCACUGUUCCUUGUCACCUCAAGGGAGGGAAGGUUGCUUUUUUCCUUAAUUCUAGGAAAACAGCACUUCACCAGCCCAGGAAAGGGAGAAAAGGCAUUUCAUACACCACUAUAGGCUGGUAAACAAAAGUCACUGGAAACUCACAGCCAUGGCAGACACUUUAAAAACAAGGUCAGUUGAACUUUCUAAAUAGUCUUCUUUAUGUCAAACAGAGAAGAUCUGUAGUGUUCUGUUGUCACACCAUAUUUUUGCUCUGUUCCCUAUUUCUGGUGUCUGUUAACGUGGUACAGUAGCAAAACAGUGCAGCAGAUCCCAAUUACUGCAAGUGCAGAUUAGGUGUAUUUCAGAUUUAGAUUCUUGCUGUGAUUUAUAAUUCAGUAGUAAACUUGACUGAAAGUAUCUAAAGGUUACACCUGUCUAUAGACUGGGGGGGUGGGAGAGGGAAGUUUAAUUAAAUAUCUUUGGAGGUAUUUCUAGAUGAAUCUCUGCCAAAGGAACAGGAAGUGUGACUGGCACUCAGAGGGACAAGCCCACAGUGCAAGCAUCUUGAGAUGCCUGAAGUUGUUGGUAUAUGCAUUUUGGCCCUUCCUCCAGCCUUGCUGUUCUAUUCGCUAACAGCUGUGCACUCCAGGCUUCUUGCACAGUAAUGCAGUAAUGCUUGGAGUAAACAGGAGCUUGGCAGAUUGCUGGAGCAGUUUUCCUGAAGGUUCUGCUGGGGAUAAGUUAAAAGUAACUCCAGAAAUUCUGUUUUGGCUGCUCCUGUACACGUUUAGAACAAACAUAAACGUAGCUUUUCAGAACUUUAGUUAAUAACAGCGUCUUGAUUUUUGUUUCUUCAGGGGUAACAUGGAGUAGAAUAGGGACAAUACCCUGUGCUGCAAGCCUGGAACUGUACUGAAGGAAAAUAUGAGUCAGCAAUGAUUAGUCCUUGUUACUACCCUGUGUUGGUGUGGUCAAGUCUUCUCUGUGCUGGGUGGGACGAGGUUUCUCCAUAACCCAGUUAUGCACAGGAGCUCUCAAGCAGUGAGCUUCUGGGUUCUCUCAUUUGUUUGACCUGUCACACCUGGGGAACAGGAAUAGCACUCCUUUCUCGCAUAAGGUGACAUGAGAAUAAAUCUGUGUCUAAGGUGAGCUAAUGAGAUGUAUAAAUCUCUCUUAGUGGUUACCUGUUAAGAAGAAUACAGCUACUCAAAAUGUUUCUGUUGAGACUUGUAUGCAUUGCUUAUACUUUUCUCUUGUAGACCAUGCUUCCUCUGUGCUUGCUUCUUCCUGCUACCUGCAUGGAGGCAGCAGUGUGCUUGGGCACUUCCCCUUCAGCGUGGUGCCUGCCUCCUUCCAUGUGCCAGAAGAACAAGGCUGUGUGCCCUGCAGAGGAUGAUCACCUGCUAAUAAGAAAAAAGUAUCUCCUUUCCCAAGAACCGUAUCCACGUUACUGAAGACUGAGGUGAGCCAAGAAUCAUCAGUGUGUCAAAAGCUCACCUUUGUGCCAAGAAAGCUGGCUCUGGCGAUUUUAGGAGCUUUUUCCAGACAACCGUACUGCAAAACUUCUGAAGGGAACAGCCAGAAACCAUCCUUUGAUUGCUGUGUGCUUUACCUCUUUGAAUUAAGUGAGCUGAUAUUACACACUAACAAGGAGUGACUUUCAUCUAUAAAAGAAAAUCCUCACAAACCAGAGACAACAGAGCACGAACCUCCCAGUUGGCUGCCAUAUCCAGUGGUGUUGUUCCCGGUACGAUUCCUUCAUCAUCAUCAUCAUCAUCUUUCACAUCUUCUUCUACAUCAAAGAGCGGCUCAAAGUUCUCAACGUGAGGAUCUGCGCCUGGAAAAUAAGUGUGCAAGAAAUUUCUAAGGAAAGGCUUUUAAGCUGUUUUACAUUGUGCCGUGGAAAAGCAUUGUUUAAAAAGCUAAAUUAGAAGGCUUGCAAUUCAAAACUUAAAAUAGAUGUUCUAACUCAGAAAAUCAUGGGUUGUUUUUUUUUAAAUAAACUGAAGUUAAAUGUCA